ACCAUGCUUUUUAAAUCAGGCGCUCUUUCAUUGGUUAUGAAGGAGCAAGCAGCCAAUACUUUAUCCUUUGCACAGCAGUGUUGCUCCAAAUCAUAAUUCUAGCCUAAGUUCAGAUGACCGUUUCAGUGUCAGUCAGAGUUCGGCGUUUCUAUAUGCAACAGGUGGAUGACACACUGUCAAAAAACGAUUAUUACGUGUCAAAUGCAAAGAAAGGAGCGAGGCUGCUGUAUAAGUCUGGCGCCUUUACUGGCACAGAUGGUGAAGGCAGGUGAAUGUGACGGCGCAACAACAGGAGUGAGUCAUACUUCAAAUAAAGACGGGACACACAGCGAUAAGCAAGCAACCGAGAUGGACGUUACACUCCUUAAGGAACAAUACCACUGCAUUAGAAAGAAACUCCGAACGCACGUUGUUUGGUUCAAAACAGCUAACAAUGAAGAAAUGAGUGGCAAGCCCCUGGUCAGUGUUGUCCCACUAAACCAGAACGUGAGAAAAGCAAAAGCCUUUGAGGUGGAGAUGCCAUUCAAAGAGAUUCGGUUUAAUUUCCCUGGCAUCCUCCAGGACUAUGAAUCCCCCUGGCACACCCACCUGGAAAUCUACCACAACACUCAAACAGAGCACCGAAACACUGGAACAGCUGAAGAGAGCGCAAAGACAAUGUACUCAGGAGAGCAGCCCAGCCCCACAGCCGACCCCUCACUAACGAAGGAUAUCUCCCUGUCAUGCCAGCAGAUGCUGGAGGAGCAAGUAGUAGAUACUUCAGAGGUAGCCAGCAAAUCAGAUGUGCCUGACCACACCAGCAACUGCUGCUUGGGUGAUUCACUGACCCACAGUCCAAGAAAGCUCUCGACUCCUGUGAUCCAGACUGGACGGCAGAGUCUAGUCGCUUAUAAGCCACCAAACAACACCAAGCUGCUCUGCUACCCUUUCCCUCAGAAGAAAUGCCCCAAGAAAUCGGAGGCUGCCCGGAGACUUGGGUUGUAUGUUACACAUUAAUCAAAUGCCCUUUGCUCUGUACACUCACUCACGUGUGGUUUUUAAGACUGAGGGGAUGUUUCCCUUUCACCAACGAUGUCCUUAAAUAAAGUAAUACAUUUAGAGCUACUCAUAAUGUACCCAAGAGCUACUAAAUUGUUGAAAACUAUUACAUCAAAUGACAUUACCAAAGUGCUUCCUCCAUUCUUGAAUUAAUUUGUGUUUUUUGAAAGGAGAAAACAUGUUCAUUUCAUAAAAUGAAAAACAGUGCUUAAGAGAACUUGAAAUAUAUCACAGGAGCUGUUUGGUUGUAGUUUUGUAAAAAUCAACGUGUGUGUGACCUUUUUAAAAAAAUAAAAAAAAAUAUUCAUUAAAGACUGGAGUAAAUGCGACCCGUCAUGUUUUCACAUGAACAUUGCUGUAACUUUCAGUCUCUUUCAAUACUGCACAUUUGAGACCUGUAUAGAGAAUGGUGUUGUACAACAUUACAAUACCCCUUGCUUUACAAAACUAAACAAUGAAUCGACUGGUGCAUUUGUAUUGCUGUCAUUUCCUCCUCACCUGCUCUAUUUGCAUAAAUCCCAGUCAGAUGACAUAGUUGCUUUUGUCAGUGUGAGCUGCUUUGGGUUUCUUACUGUAUAUUCAGCUAGCUUUAGUGUGACAGGUGUUGUAGGAGGAAGUAUGUUGGACUGAAACAGUUACCUAUUCAUGACUUACCUUCCCUGUUUGUACAGUACCUUGUCAUCUGUAUUACCAGUUGAGAGCCAGAAGCAACAAGGAAAUCAAUGAGAGCAUGUUUUUUA
Messenger RNA from Acipenser ruthenus (sterlet), 1778 nucleotides. RefSeq lists its product as uncharacterized. The transcript is spliced from 2 exons. Bases 166 to 996 code for a protein of 276 amino acids. NCBI's taxonomy places the organism in Eukaryota, Metazoa, Chordata, Actinopteri, Acipenseriformes, Acipenseridae. The record is from RefSeq and is a predicted model, not a curated record.